AUGGCUGUUAAGUCCGAUCAUGUGUACGUAAUUAACUUGUUUAAGUCCGGACUAUCAAGAAAGGCAAAAUGCUCGAAAGAGAAUACUCCAAUGGGAGAUUCCAUUCGAGGCAUCGCCAUUGCCAUUGCGUGGUCAGUCGCUGAUCAGAAGACGAGAGGAGCCAGGAGAGGAGAGAUGCGCCGUGUUACCGAGCGACAGUUCAAGGUGAUGACUGGGAUGCAAGACACAGCGGGUAGCUCAGAACGAUAA
Molecule: messenger RNA, 249 nt
Organism: Fusarium odoratissimum NRRL 54006
Lineage: Eukaryota; Fungi; Ascomycota; Sordariomycetes; Hypocreales; Nectriaceae
Exons: 1
Coding region: 1-249 (82 amino acids)
Source: RefSeq, a predicted model, not a curated record